UGGGGCCCUGUCUCCCCUCGCCGCAGCUACUCUCCGGCCGGCCGCCCGCCGCUUCCUCCUCCGCGCCGCGCCGCCCAGCCUCGCCCUCGCCGCCACCAUGAGCCAGGCCUACUCGUCCAGCCAGCGCGUGUCCUCCUACCGCCGCACCUUCGGCGGGGCCCCGAGCUUCCCGCUCGGCUCCCCGCUGAGCUCGCCGGUGUUCCCGCGUGCGGGCUUCGGCACCAAGGGCUCCUCGAGCUCGGUGACAUCCCGCGUGUACCAGGUGUCGCGCACGUCGGGCGGGGCCGGGGGCCUGGGGGCGCUGCGGGCCAGCCGGCUGGGGGCAACCCGCGCGCCCUCCUCCUACGGAGCGGGCGAGCUGCUGGACUUCUCGCUGGCCGACGCCGUGAACCAGGAGUUCCUGACCACGCGCACCAACGAGAAGGUGGAGCUUCAGGAGCUCAACGAUCGCUUCGCCAACUACAUAGAGAAGGUGCGCUUCCUGGAGCAGCAGAACGCGGCGCUCGCUGCCGAGGUGAACCGGCUCAAGGGCCGGGAGCCGACGCGGGUGGCCGAGAUCUACGAGGAGGAGCUGCGCGAGCUGCGGCGCCAGGUGGAGGUGCUCACCAACCAGCGCGCCCGCGUCGACGUCGAGCGGGACAACCUGCUGGACGACCUGCAGCGGCUCAAGGCCAAGAUGCAAGAGGAAAUUCAGCUGAAAGAAGAAGCGGAGAACAAUUUGGCUGCCUUCCGAGCGGACGUGGAUGCAGCCACUCUAGCUCGAAUUGACCUGGAGCGCAGGAUCGAAUCUCUCAACGAGGAAAUUGCGUUCCUUAAGAAAGUGCACGAAGAGGAGAUCCGUGAGCUGCAAGCCCAGCUUCAGGAACAGCAGGUCCAGGUGGAGGUGGACGUGUCCAAGCCAGACCUCACGGCCGCCCUCAGAGACAUCCGGGCUCAGUAUGAGACCAUCGCGGCUAAGAACAUCUCGGAAGCCGAAGAGUGGUACAAGUCAAAGGUGUCUGACCUGACCCAGGCAGCCAACAAGAACAAUGAUGCACUGCGCCAGGCCAAACAGGAGAUGAUGGAGUACCGCCACCAGAUCCAGUCCUACACUUGCGAGAUCGACGCCCUCAAGGGCACUAACGACUCGCUGAUGAGGCAGAUGCGGGAGCUGGAGGACCGCUUUGCUAGUGAGGCCAGCGGCUACCAGGACAACAUCGCACGCCUGGAGGAGGAGAUCCGACACCUCAAGGAUGAGAUGGCCCGCCACCUGCGCGAGUACCAGGACCUGCUCAAUGUCAAGAUGGCCUUGGACGUGGAGAUUGCCACCUACCGGAAGCUGCUGGAGGGCGAGGAGAGCCGGAUCAACCUCCCUAUCCAGACCUUCUCUGCCCUCAACUUCCGAGGAAAAAAUACACGCUGUGCUUCACCGAGUUACAAUGUUCAUCACAUGCUGGUUGCCUGCUAAGGAGAUUCACCAACACCAAACUCAUAAUACCAAGGACCUAAAUUUGACCCUUCCUAUAAAACUCAGAACGUCUCUUUUCAGUUAGUAGUUUAUCCAGACACCAAGUGUGAGCCUUGCAUUUAUUUUAUUUUUUUAACAUCUUUAUUGGAGUAUAAUUGCUUUACAAUGGUGUGUUAGUUUCUGCUUUACAACAAAGUGAAUCAGCUAUACAUAUACAUAUGUUCCCAUAUCUCUUCCCUCUUGCGUCGCCCUCCCUCCCACCCUCCCUAUCCCACCCCUCUAGGUGGUCACAAAGCACCGAGCUGAUCCCCCUGUGCCAUGCGGCUGCUUCCCACUUGCUAUCCACCCUACGUUUGGUAGUGUAUAUAUGUCCAUGCCACUCUCUCACUUCGUCACAGCUUACCCUUCCACCUCCCCAUAUCCUCAAGUUCAUGCUCUAUUAGGUCUGUGUUUUAUUCCCGUCCAACCCCUAGUCUCUUCAUGGCAUUUUUUUUCUUAGAUUCCAUAUAUAUGUGUUAGCAUAUGGUAUUUGUUUUUCUCAUUCUGACUUACUUCACUCUGCGUGACAGACUCCAGGUCCAUCCACCUCACUACAAAUAACUCAGUUUCAUUUGAGCCUUGCAUUUAAAAUCGCUUAAUGCUUUUACAAGCCAGUAGUUCUGGGCCAUUAUAGGGCAAGUACCAUUGUUACCAUUUAACAAUGGGGAAACUGAGGCACAGAGGGACAAGUGACUGGCCAAGGGCACAAUUAAUCAGUGACUGACUCCUCUCCAUCUCUCUUUCAUUAAGACAUCAAACUGCUCAUCUGGAGUCUUAAGGGGGCUGGGUACCAUGAGGUCCUCCAAAAGAGUAUCUUGGUUCUGGGCUUUGGGGUCCCAUCAGGGUACAAAUUCAUGCAGGGCUCUCCUGCAGCCAGGGGAGUAGAGGGAGCGAGGAGGUGUGUGCGGGGGUUGGGGGGGGAAUGCUGGGCGGCCUGGGCCUUGGGGACCCCCUGCCGUCCUGAACCCGCAGGCAGGCACCCGGAGCACAUCUGUUGGCUCUUGAUCUUAUCCCAGCCCUGGGACAGGUCGCUGGGUCUGCAGAGCCACCUGUUGGGUGCUGGGCUUAAGGACAG
Molecule: messenger RNA, 2561 nt
Organism: Physeter macrocephalus (sperm whale)
Lineage: Eukaryota; Metazoa; Chordata; Mammalia; Artiodactyla; Physeteridae
Gene: DES
Product: desmin
Exons: 8
Coding region: 98-1447 (449 amino acids)
Biological process (GO): skeletal muscle organ development; intermediate filament organization
Cellular component (GO): Z disc; cytoplasm; cell-cell junction
Molecular function (GO): structural constituent of cytoskeleton
Source: RefSeq, a predicted model, not a curated record